Molecule: messenger RNA, 1578 nt
Organism: Fusarium keratoplasticum
Lineage: Eukaryota; Fungi; Ascomycota; Sordariomycetes; Hypocreales; Nectriaceae
Exons: 6
Coding region: 1-1578 (525 amino acids)
Biological process (GO): microtubule-based movement; microtubule cytoskeleton organization
Cellular component (GO): centrosome; cytoplasmic dynein complex
Molecular function (GO): dynein heavy chain binding
Source: RefSeq, a predicted model, not a curated record
AUGACGACCAGCAACAACAGAGCGUCAGUCUACACAACGGGCUCAGGGGAAGGCGAAGGUCGCAAUGGCGAGCAGAAGAAGGAUCUCUGGACGUCGAUGCUCGAGUCCGUCGCGAGCGGCAAGCGGCUACCGGAGAAGAACCUCAUCGUCCUAGGCGGCACUCCCGAAUAUCAGAGAGACUUUCUAGAGUCACUGUCCAGCUCCGAGUCGAGGCGCAAUUUUGACCGGCAAAAGACGCCGCCUAUCGCCAACAACUUUGCCCUGGGCUACACAUACUACGACGUGCUCGAUGCCGACCAAGACGAUACGUUGGCACGUGUCUCGCUCUACCUCCUCUCUCAACCUUCCGCCGAAUUCGCCUCCCUCGUCGCUCCCCUCCUUACCCCUGAGACGAUCCCCAACACCGCCUUAAUCAUCCUCCUCGAUUGGUCACAGCCGCACCUGUGGCUCCGGCAAAUAUGGACCUGGGUUCAAGUUAUACAAGAGGUUCUCAAGAAGGUUGAUUCGGAACAGCAUGCCUUGAUGGAGGACGUCAUGACCGCCUGGAAAGAGAGAGGUCGAGGAGGAGGAGCGACGAAUUUGGACGGAACUCCUUCGGCGACAGCCACUAGCGGUGACGGAGACAGCUCACUACCGUUGGGUCCUGGUGAAUGGGAGGAGCCUUUGGGCCUACCACUUUGCGUGGUGUGCCAAAAUUCCCAAAAGAUGGAGUUUCUGGAAAAGAGUCAGGGUUGGAAAGAACCUGAUUUCGACACGGUAUUGCAAUAUUUGCGAACAGUAUUACUUAGACACGGCGCUUCUCUCAUCUACACUUCACAAAAUACACCCUCUCAACUCCCCUCACUUGUUCACUCGACCCUUGGAAUCACCUCCCUUCUCAAGCGCCACCCACUCAAACAUAACGUUAUCGACCGUGAUAAGAUCACUGUCCCCCCCAACUGGGACUCAUGGGGCAAGAUCCGCGUCCUAGGCGGUUCUUUCGAUGCUGAGCAAAUCUCCAACUCGUGGGCUGAAGAUAUCAGCUCCCCGCUGGACCCUACACACGACCCUUCAGACCAGGGAGACUACGAGGACGACGAGGAAGAGGACGAGUACCAGAACCAGCAGCGAAAGAACAGCGCAAUCAGACAGUAUGAGGCCUGGUGCCGGGACCCCAACAGCGGCGGCCUCGCGGUCGUCGAGAAUGCCAUGCACGGCGAGAAGUGGAUCACGGUCGAGAGCGACGACACGCAGGAGUUUCUCGAGCGCCAGCUCAAGAUCCUUGAGGCCUUCAAGGCAAAGGCCCCCGAGAGGAACGACAACGCCAUCGCCCGCGCCACCCGGCACCUCGACUUUAGCGAGGAAAAGACGGUCAGCGAGCACAUUGGCCCCGUGCAGUUCAACAUGGGCGGCAUCCAGGUCGACGCCGACGAUAUGCUGCAGCGUCUCAAGGACCGCAAUGCGUACUCAUCUACGUCUGAAGCUGGAACAGAAGAGGCAGACGCACCCGCCAACAACAUGGCCAAGGACUUCGAUAACGAGCAGCUUCAGAGUUUCUUUACGGGUUUGAUGAACCGGAAGGGCACUGGGACGGACUGA